This is a messenger RNA of Fusarium venenatum, 1329 nucleotides long. NCBI's taxonomy places the organism in Eukaryota, Fungi, Ascomycota, Sordariomycetes, Hypocreales, Nectriaceae. The record is from RefSeq and is a predicted model, not a curated record.
AUGGGUUCUGCCACGAAAGUCAAGGCCUGUUUCUCAUGCACCAUCGGAAAGCGGAAAUGCGACAAAGCACAACCCGCCUGCGGCCGCUGUAGGGACAGGGACAUAGAAUGCCGCUAUCCUCUUACCAAGCGGAAAACACCACACGCGCCCGCAGCAGAGUCAGAAUAUGUCAGCCGAAACGCGGUCAAUGAGGUACAUUCCGCCCAAACAGACACUGUCUUUCCCUCACUGCCUAGCGACCUGGUCGAUCCUCAAGAAUGGACCAGAAGUUUGGGAAAUUUAAGCACUCUGGUCGGGCCUGGCUUGCAGGAUGAUACUGAAAGCUCUACCACCACCUCAAACCAGGGGGAUGCUACGCACUUCUUCCUCAAGCCAGAUGCUUGGGUUAUUCGGCACAUUCCUUUUACCACUCCAACCUUCUCGAAUUCGAUCUGUAUGAAUUAUGUUAAAGGCAUCCACGAGUUCUUCAGGGAAUGGGUCACCAAUGGGCAUAGUUCUUUCAUGCAUAGACAACUCUAUGCGGACUCGGAAUACCCAACUGCCAUCCAAGAUGCAUUUGCUAGCAUAACGUUGCACAAUGCCAGGACACCAUCAAAUGAAGAUAUUGUUGACGGGAUUAUUUCCUCCAAAGUAUCAGCCCUACUCAAGUCUUAUCCCCAGGCCGACGGUGAUGUUGACGCAUCAACUGAUUUAGAUAUACGAGAGCAUCUCUCUCGCACACAAGCCUUGUAUGUCCAUCUAGUCCUGGCGCUCUUCUCUUCGUCAAUUGGAGUACGUGCAAACGCAGAGCAACAGAUCCAGACCCUUUUGUCCUGGACCCGUCAGCUUUGGGAAGCAGCUCUUCGGGACCCAGACAUUUGCCAAUCUGAAAGCAGCGACGGAUCUGCCGCAUCUACCAAUGCCAUUGUUCUGGAUGUCAUGUUUGACGGCGAUACAACGCCCCGUCUGUGGCGAUCGUGGGUUCUAUCAGAGAGCAUUCGUCGCAUCUGGUUAAUGACUACAUCCACUAUUGGCGUCUACCUGACACUGCGACAGAAAUGGGCAGAGUGCCAUGGCGGAAUCUAUUUCACUGCUCGCAAGGAUCUUUGGCAAGCAAAGUCAGCGUCUAGUUGGGCAUAUGCCUGUCAGAGUAGUAGUCCAUUAUUCAUUUGCAGCUUGGAAUGCGAAAGUCUCUUCUUGACUGCAAAGGCACCCGAUAUAGAUGAACUUCUUAUCAAUAUGUUUACUAUCAUGUGGGGUAUUGAGAGGGUCGAGAAUUGGUUUGCGCGGACUGCUGAGCCUGGGCGAAGUGUUCGAGUAUGGAGGGACAAUGGUCCAGCCAAGAACUAA